Molecule: messenger RNA, 2377 nt
Organism: Neurospora tetrasperma FGSC 2508
Lineage: Eukaryota; Fungi; Ascomycota; Sordariomycetes; Sordariales; Sordariaceae
Product: protein phosphatase PP2A regulatory subunit A
Exons: 7
Coding region: 257-2164 (635 amino acids)
Biological process (GO): protein dephosphorylation
Cellular component (GO): protein phosphatase type 2A complex; cytoplasm
Molecular function (GO): protein phosphatase regulator activity
Source: RefSeq, a predicted model, not a curated record
GCCCAAGCAACACAGUUACCAAGUUGCGCACACGCACGCAUCCACUUUCCUCUCUCUACUACAAUCACAGUCAUUGGUACCGCCGCCGCACAGCGUCGCCCGACCGGCUACCAGUCCAGUCCACACCCCCCCGUCUAUUGCAUCACGCCCGCAAGCGAACAUCCGUACCAAGUCAACCAGUUUGUCCAAAUCCGCCUCGCUCGCCGACUGUAUACUUCCCCGCGAUCUUCCGCGUCCACUUCACAAAUCGCCCACAAUGGCCGACGCGACGAACGCGAACGACGAGCUCUUCCCCAUCGCCGUGCUAAUCGACGAAUUGAAGCACGACGAGGUCGUCCUCCGAUUAAACGCCAUCCACCGUCUCUCGACUAUCGCCCUUGCUUUGGGUCCCGAGCGCACUCGCGAGGAGCUGAUUCCCUUUCUCGAUGAAUCGGUUGAAGAUGAAGAUGAGGUCCUCGUUGCCCUGAGUGAAGAGCUUGGUAACUUUGUCGAGUACGUGGGGGGCCCCGCAUGGGGACAUGUCCUUCUUUCCCCCCUUGAGAACCUCGCUGCUAUCGAGGAGCCCGUGGUGCGAGACAAGGCUGUCGAAUCAUUGAACAAGAUCUGCACUCAACUCUCUUCGCAGCAAGUUGAAGAAUACUUUAUCCCUCUUACGAUUCGCCUCUCCAAGGCCGACUGGUUUACGUCCAAGGUUUCCGCAUGCGGCCUGUAUACAACCCCCUACUCGAAAGUUUCGCCGCCUAUUCAAGAACAAUUGCGCCAGCAGUUUGGACAGCUCGUCCACGAUGAGACCCCCAUGGUGCGCCGUCAGGCCGCCACCAACAUGGCCAAGUUCGUGAAGGAGAUGCCGGCUGCCAUCGUUAUCGAGGAAAUGAUACCCAUGUUCCAACACCUCGCCCAGGACGACCAGGAUAGCGUCAGACUCCUUACAGUUGAGAUUUUGAUCUCCAUUGCGGAGGUUGUGCCCAAAGAGCAACAGGCCAGCCACACCGUGCUCCUCACAUCGCUACGCAGCUUGAUAGAGGACAAGAGUUGGAGGGUCCGCUAUAUGAUCGCCGACAGAUUUGAGAAGAUUGCGAAGGCGGUUGAUGAUGAGGUUGUGUCCAGAGAUCUUGUUCCUGCAUUCGUAAAACUCCUGAAAGAUAACGAGGCUGAGGUGCGGACUGCCAUCGCCGGCCAGAUCCCUGGCUUCUGUGCUUUGGUUGACCGCAACGUUCUCCUGAAUGACAUCAUGGGAAGUGUUGAGGAUCUCGUCUCGGAUAGCUCCCAGCAUGUCAGAGCUGCCCUUGGCACACAAAUCAGCGGCCUCGCUCCUAUCUUGGGCAAGCAAGAGACUAUUGAUCAUCUUCUGCCCAUGUUCCUUCAGAUGCUCAAGGACGAGUUCCCAGAGGUUCGCCUUCACAUCAUCAGCAAACUGGAGCUUGUGAACCAAGUUAUCGGCAUCGACCUCCUUUCUCAGUCUCUCCUUCCGGCCAUUGUACAGCUAGCCGAAGAUAAGCAGUGGCGUGUACGCUUGGCUAUUAUCGACUACAUCCCGCUUCUUGCCAGCCAGCUGGGCGUCAAGUUUUUCGACGAGAAGCUCAGCCAGCUUUGCAUGGGCUGGCUCGGAGAUACUGUUUUCUCCAUUCGUGAGGCCGCUACUCAAAACCUAAGGAAGCUGACCGAGGUGUUUGGUGUUGAAUGGGCAAGCGAGGCUAUUAUUCCCAAGGUUAUGGCUAUGGGUGCCCACCCCAACUACCUUUACCGGAUGACCACUUGCUUUGCUAUCACGACCCUGGCUACCGUUGUCAGUCUGGAUGUGAUUGCUAAGUCCAUCCUUCCGAUGCUGGAAAAGCUCACAGCCGAUUCGAUCCCCAAUAUUCGCUUUAACGUCGCAAAGACAUAUGGCAUCAUUAUCGGUGUUCUGCGUCGUCUGCCCGACGAGGGCACCAUCUAUACGCUAGAAAAGGAGGGCAAGCCUGCCACCCCGUCGCCCAAGGGUCAGGAGCUCAUCCAGCAGCGCAUCAUGUCGUGCUUGGAGAAGUUGCAAAAGGAUGAUGAUGUGGAUGUGCGGUACUUUGCGACGACUGCUGCGGCUCAAGCAACUGGUCCUCUUAUGGGAGCUGCCACUGAGGCAGGAAAUCCUGUUCCUAGCGGUGGGGAGCCCAUGAACACAUCUCCAUAGACAACGGAUUUUGAGACGGAAGAACAUAGGAAAGCAGAGAGUCCCACCUAAUGAAGAAAGUUUUUGUUACCACCAAUGAAUGAGCCGACAGAGCAGCGUUAGGACUAUGAUAAACAAAUGGCCAGUUUUUCUUCCUUAGACUUGUCGUAGUCACUCGGGCAUUGUACCAUCACCGUUGUUCAUACAUUACAGAUUCAGGAACAUGGUUUUGCA